Messenger RNA from Choloepus didactylus (southern two-toed sloth), 3542 nucleotides. RefSeq names its product casein kinase 1 delta (gene CSNK1D). Gene Ontology annotation, cellular component: cytoplasm; spindle microtubule; nucleus. Gene Ontology annotation, molecular function: protein serine/threonine kinase activity; ATP binding. The record is from RefSeq and is a predicted model, not a curated record. Gene Ontology annotation, biological process: endocytosis; signal transduction; non-motile cilium assembly. The coding region runs from base 259 to 1488 and encodes 409 amino acids. NCBI's taxonomy places the organism in Eukaryota, Metazoa, Chordata, Mammalia, Pilosa, Megalonychidae. The transcript is spliced from 10 exons.
GUCCAUCCGCUGCGGGGAGAAGGCGAGCGGGGCUGGCGGGGGCCGGAGCAGGGGCGGCGGCGCUCGGACUGUCCCAUCCGCCCCGUAUUGAGGCGCUGGGAGCGGCGGGGCGGCCAGAAAGCGAUGGUGAAAGCCGGGCCGUGAGGGGGGCGGAGCCGGCAGUCGGACCCGCAGUAGCGGCGGCACCGGCGCCGCCUCCCCGGAGCGCAGACCCAGGAAGCGGUCGGGAGGGCAGGAGCGAGCCGGGCCGCCGCCGCCAUGGAGCUCAGAGUCGGGAACAGGUACCGGCUGGGCCGGAAGAUCGGCAGCGGCUCCUUCGGAGACAUCUAUCUCGGUACGGACAUUGCUGCAGGAGAAGAAGUUGCCAUCAAGCUUGAAUGUGUCAAAACCAAACACCCUCAGCUCCACAUCGAGAGCAAGAUCUACAAAAUGAUGCAGGGGGGAGUGGGCAUCCCCACCAUCAGGUGGUGCGGGGCUGAGGGCGACUACAACGUCAUGGUGAUGGAGCUGCUGGGGCCCAGCCUCGAGGACCUCUUCAACUUCUGCUCGAGGAAGUUCAGCCUCAAAACCGUCCUGCUGCUUGCCGACCAGAUGAUUAGUCGUAUUGAGUACAUCCACUCCAAGAACUUCAUCCACCGGGACGUGAAGCCAGACAACUUCCUCAUGGGGCUCGGGAAGAAGGGCAACCUGGUCUACAUCAUCGACUUUGGGCUGGCCAAGAAGUACCGGGAUGCCCGCACCCACCAGCACAUCCCCUACCGCGAGAACAAGAACCUCACGGGGACCGCUCGCUAUGCCUCCAUCAACACGCACCUCGGAAUCGAACAGUCUCGAAGAGACGACUUGGAGUCUCUGGGCUAUGUGCUCAUGUACUUCAACCUGGGCUCUCUCCCCUGGCAGGGGCUGAAGGCCGCCACCAAGAGACAGAAAUAUGAAAGGAUUAGUGAGAAGAAAAUGUCCACCCCCAUUGAAGUGCUGUGUAAAGGCUACCCUUCUGAAUUUGCCACAUACCUGAAUUUCUGCCGUUCCUUGCGUUUUGAUGAUAAGCCCGACUACUCGUACCUGAGGCAGCUCUUCAGGAACCUCUUCCACCGCCAGGGCUUCUCCUACGACUACGUGUUUGACUGGAACAUGCUCAAAUUUGGUGCCAGCCGGGCAGCUGACGAUGCCGAACGGGAACGCCGGGACCGAGAGGAGCGGUUGAGGCACUCCCGCAAUCCAGCCCCCCGGGGCCUCCCUUCCACGGCCUCGGGCCGCCUGAGGGGGACGCAGGAGGCGGCCCCGCCCACACCGCUCACCCCCACUUCCCACACUGCGAACACCUCUCCCCGGCCCGUCUCCGGCAUGGAGAGAGAGCGGAAAGUGAGCAUGCGGCUGCACCGCGGCGCCCCUGUCAACAUCUCCUCGUCCGACCUAACCGGCCGACAAGAUACCUCUCGCAUGUCCACCUCACAGAAUAGCAUUCCUUUCGAACACCACGGCAAGUAGCUGCUCAUCUCCCGCUGGAAGGCAGCACUGGAUUCCCAGUCGGGUGGCUUCCAGUGGUCUGCAGCCUGUCGUGCACCGAUGAGAAAUCUCCUUUGUGCUGUGAAGGGGCAGACACUGCAUGGCUGAUCUACUUUUACCCACCAAGGCUUUCCCAGCCCCGCGCCCCGAGCCUAGAGCAAGUGCCCACAGCCGGAGCGCUCCUGGCACUCACCCCGCGGCGCCCGGGGGAAGCGACACACAAACUAAGCUGGACAGACUCCAAGCGCUGCCACUGCCGGGGCUGCCACCCGAGGCCCUGGCCUGAGACCCCACCGUCCUGGGCUGGGAAGAAAAGCAGAGUGUGAGAGAGACAAUUUGCAAAGAGAAUCAAACUUCCAUUCAAGAGUCUUUCCGUGUCCCUCCAGUGGCGGUAAACCUGUGCUCCCUGAGUGUUCUACUCUAUCAGUCUUUUACUCGGUUAAGACAGUUUUGUAUCAUUUUGCUAAAAAUUAUUGGCUUAAAUCUGUGUAAAGAAAUCUGUCUUUUUAUUGUUUCUUUCUUGUCUGUUUUUGCGGUCUGAGAAAAGAUGUUGACUUGAAGGAGUCCUGAAACGGCACUGUCUGGAGUUUCUGUGUAGAUGGAGCCACCCUGUGAGCCGCAGGGACCUGCUGCUUGUUUGGUUUCGUGUUAGUCUGUGGUCUGCUUUGCGGAGGGCCUUCCUGCUCGGAAGCCUGUGGCACGUCUGCAUACGUACGAAUAAUGUGUGCUCGCGCGCCUCCUCUGAGCCCUUCCACCUGGUUUUUGGCUGUCUCACUCCUCUUUCCCCACUUCAAACGGAAAUGCCUCUGUGACCCAAGAACGUCUUGAACGUCUUCCCACUUGUCAGCUGUUAGGAAGUGCAGGCUGCUGUGCAGAAGGUCCCGGGAGGCCCCAGGCAAGGCAGCGGAGGGCGAGGAGGAUGUCGAGCUUCAAGAGCCUGGAAGCCGAGGCCCUGAGACCCGCGUGGACAGUCGGGAGGUCCCGAACUGAAAGCUGCCGUAGCUCUGCUCUCCUCAGGAGAGGGACACUGACUGCAGGCUGUGCGGGCGGCACGGGUGGCUUGUGCUGAUUUUGGUGAUUGUUGCCUAAAUGUCUUUGCAUCUGGGGGAUUUCUAAACAGACUGUAAAAACCACCAGCACUGAUCGGUACUCGAUAACCGUGUUACCAUCUGUGCUCCAGAGGGGUGGUGCUGUCACCGGAGGCCACACUCUGCCCGGGAAGGCAGUCGGCCAAAGGGUUCCCUGCCUCACAAGUCCCCAGAGCAGAGGACAGGAGCGCAAGUCUGAAAUCUGACCCAGAGGGGUGUCACUGUACAAUGCCUGGGUGCCCCGGUGUCUCAUGGGCCCUCAGCUGAGCACACGGAACCGAGCGGAAACGCGGCCACGCGGGCAGAACCAGAGCCCCUGGAAAGGCAGAAGGCGAAGUGGCCCUAGGGGCAGAGGGGCUUGGGGCCAGCCCAGUUGCCACCCUGCUGGGGAGCAUUCUUGUUGGAAACUGGGGUGUGUUAGAAGCCAGGGACCCGGAAGAGCCCCCCUCUUUGUUGUCAUGUCGUCCCCCCCACCCCCCUUCAGGUUUCCUGUCCCUGAAAGGCUGGUCGUGGGACAGACAGUGGCUGCUUGCUUUCAAGGCUGGCAGCCUGUGUGAUCGAUCUGGGGCUCCUUCUGGGUCCUGACCUGGUUACUGUGAAGGUUUUUGGGGUGCGGAGGGAGGCUGCAUUCCCGGGAGUGCAGGGGAGGUUGGGCAGGUCCCUGGCCAGUUUGACAUCUUUGUUGCCUUCACCAGAGUUAAGUUUUCCCCUCUGGCCGGAUAUGACCAGCUGCAGCUGCUUUCUUGGUCCCCAUCUGCGGUCCCUGUGAACCCCACGGCAGACUUGGGGUGCUGCUGGUCACGUUUGAAGCGCGAGCUCAGCCGCGGGGACCGUGGCUGUGCUGUCUGUACCGCCGCAUGCUGGGGUCUGGGUCCGGGCCGUGCCCUUGUCACUGCUGUUUGUGUCCUUCACCAACGGUGUAAAUAAUAAAUCCACAGUGACUUCUGC